UCAAGGUGAGGAAGAGGUUGCCGAGCCGUCCAGUCUGCUAGUCGCUGCUGGACCGGCAGCAAGUCAUGUCGAACACGACGGCGGUGGUGGUGCUGGCCCUGGCCGCGCUGCUGGUGACCUGCGGCGCGCGCCAGACUGCAGUCCAGCCUGCUGCAGAGACGGUCGUCGGUUGCGAGGUGGACGGACACCACUUCGGCGUCGGCGAGGUCUUCAACACGGGCCCGGAGUCCUGCAACACCUACACCUGCCACGACCACGGCGCCGUCGGCGCCCUCACGUGCGGCUACUUCUCGGCCGGCGAGGGAUGCGAGAUCGUGCCCGGCCGCUCGGACCCGGACGCAGUGUACCCCCACUGCUGCCCCUCGGAAAUGUGCAACGACAACAUCAUCAAUGUGGACUGAGCGAGCCAGUCAACAGCUAUUAGUGUCCUGCUUAUUCAGCCUGCUCGCUGCAAACCCACCGUCACGUUCGAAACGGCCGUUGGCAACGGUCUGUGAGAGGGGCGGGGGAAGGGCGGAGCAAGACAGCCACUGAUGGAGCAGUUUUGUUUUUAAAAAAUUACAGGAAUAUAAUACUUAAGGAGACUGGUGAAAUAUAUUCCUGAGUCGUA
Messenger RNA from Thrips palmi, 610 nucleotides. Its product is annotated as venom peptide HsVx1-like. Bases 66 to 401 code for a protein of 111 amino acids. NCBI's taxonomy places the organism in Eukaryota, Metazoa, Arthropoda, Insecta, Thysanoptera, Thripidae. The record is from RefSeq and is a predicted model, not a curated record. The transcript is spliced from 3 exons.